This is a messenger RNA of Helicoverpa zea (corn earworm), 2460 nucleotides long. It is a transcript of the gene Gnpnat, whose product is annotated as probable glucosamine 6-phosphate N-acetyltransferase. The record is from RefSeq and is a predicted model, not a curated record. The transcript has 6 exons. Gene Ontology annotation, biological process: UDP-N-acetylglucosamine biosynthetic process. NCBI's taxonomy places the organism in Eukaryota, Metazoa, Arthropoda, Insecta, Lepidoptera, Noctuidae. Gene Ontology annotation, cellular component: Golgi apparatus; endoplasmic reticulum-Golgi intermediate compartment; endoplasmic reticulum. Bases 306 to 902 code for a protein of 198 amino acids. Gene Ontology annotation, molecular function: monosaccharide binding; glucosamine 6-phosphate N-acetyltransferase activity.
AAAAUAAAUUGACAGUUGUGACACCCGCUGAGUUAUGAAUUUGUGAUAUGUGGCGAGACGAGCGAGAUCACUUUCACUUUUGUUUGAUAUUCUAAAGAAUAUUCAGGGACAUAGUUCUCGUAGCGUGGUGCGCUUGUCGUGGCAUAGUAUUUAGUUAAUUUUGACGAAACAGAAGUGCGCGUUCCACUAUACUACCGCCACGUACACAAAUAGACUUGUUUUACGUAGAGAACGGGGCAUUCCUCGCUCAAAUAAGCAUGUACUAAAAAUAUUUGUAUAAAAUAUAACAGCAAGCUAUAGUGAAAAUGGGCAUGGAAAAACAUAACAAUGCGGAUGGCAAGCCAUCUGAGUACCUCUAUCCCCCAGAGAUACUGAAGAGGUUGGAUUUUGACAAAAGUCCAGCAACAUUCAAGCCUAAAAUCAGUGCGGCCAGCCCUGGUGAAGAUUGGAUGGUAGUGAGGCCUCUGCAGCGAUCUGAUUAUGAUAAAGGCUUUCUGCAACUGCUUGGACAGCUGACCAGUGUGGGCAAUGUCACAAGGAAGCAGUUUGAUGAGCGUUUCACAAAGAUGAAGCAGUCUGGCGGCUACUACGUGACCGUGAUCGAAGACACGCGCAUUUCCAAGCUGAUCGGAGCCGCCACGCUCACCAUCGAACAGAAGUUCAUUCACAACUGCUCUGUGAGGGGUCGUCUUGAAGACGUGGUGGUCAAUGAUACUUACAGAGGCAAGCAGUUGGGCAAAUUAAUCGUAGUGACGGUCUCCCUGUUGGCCCAAGAGUUGGGCUGCUACAAAAUGUCUCUGGACUGCAAGGACAAACUCAUCAAGUUCUACGAAACGCUCGGCUAUAAGCUCGAGCCUGGAAACUCUAACGCUAUGAAUAUGCGGUUCGAGGAUCCAUCUUGACAAUUAGCCGCUGGGACAUCCGACCUGCGCUCUAAACUGUAAGUACGCAAGGGGCCGAGCAGACAUCACGGCACGUCCAGUCAGCACCCAUCAUUCUAUCUCUAUGUACUGAAAUACGUCACUGUGUACUUAAGGGGCAUCUACACGGUUCAAGUUGCCUGCAUGCGCAGAUUACGUACGGGUCCAACGACUCGCGCAUGUACCAAAGCAAUACCCACCCGCGUGCUCUUCUCACUUGCGCAUGUUAACUUGCUCGGGCUACGUGCACCGUGUAGACGCACCCUAAUGUUUUUUUCAAUUUACGUCAUUAAAGGUGAACCAAGGUUGUGCAUUCGUUGUCUUUCAAUAAUUGACUUUUAGAACUGUUUGAAUAUUCACAUAUUGUUGUGAGCCGUUGUGUUUAUUUCUACAGACUAAUAUUGUUGUAUGUGCGUGGUGAGACCACACCUGCGUCAAUAUUACCUAGUAGCAAUUUGAAUAAAAGAAGGCUUUACGCUUUGUUGUAGAUAUUGAAACUAUGUAUGCUACAGUUAAGGCAAGAAUAAUAUAAUGCGAAUUAAUAUUUUUUUUCCAAAGCGAAAAAAAAAACAUGCUCUUCACGUUAUUUGCCCAUUAAAAUAAGUUCCAUUGUAUGUAUCAUGUUUCGUAGAUAUUCCGCAGGCGUGACCUUAUAAUAAAGAUUAGAAAGGUGUAAAACGAGUAUUUUUUAUGAUGUAAUUAACAUUGUCUAUUGAGAAAUAAGCACAUACAGCGUUACGCACACUUUUCUUAAAGGAGUCUGUGUACUAUAGUUGACGGUUCUAAGAGGAGGCCUAUUUAACAUGUCAGAAAUAGAGGGCAACUUCGAUUACUAUGACAGCAAUGUAACUACCUAAUUACAUAGUUCUUGGUUGCGUUAUGAAAUUUUGUUGAAUAUUUUUAAGAUUUGGCUUUGUUUUUUUCACAUAUAUUGUUGACUUUUCUUUGCAUUUAAAAGCACUUCAAAUAUAUCACUUGCGUCACGCUAUUUGCUCUUUCAUUGGAUAUGUUGUGGUCUCUGUUUUGUCUUUCGCUUGGUUACAGUCGCAGGGUCAAUUCUUCUAUCCAUCAAAAGUGGGGAUCACCUACUUACAAGUGAUGUCUAUGUUUGAUGGGGUGACCAAUUGAUUAUGGAUAUCCUAGCACAUAAUUUAGAAGUAGUUUUUAUCAUCGGAGCGCGCAUAAGACCUUUUUUGUUAUAUUUAGAAGUAGCUUCAUGUUUUAAAGAUUUUAAAUGUUUUGUUUUGCUUUUUAAGAGUAUAUUAUGUAUGGAAAAGCUAAAUACUAACGUUUAUUUUUAAAUGUGUUGCCAAUUUAUUUGUAAUUGUAGAUUAUGCUUGGUUUAAAACCUAGUCAGUUGUGCUAAUAUUUUUUGUGCUAAAAGGAAGUUUGACUGGCUAUGUUUAACUAUGUGAACAAAUACUAAUAUACAAAGCUAGCUUUGAGAAAGAAAUGUACUUAAAACAUGUAAGUUAAGAGAUAAACAUUUGUGUUACUAACAUUUUGUGUUCAUUUUGCAUUAUUAAACCAUUAUUGCUUA